GAGCGUGCGCUCGUUCACUCCGUGCUGCAUGAACGGCAGCGGAACGCGACUCGGAUGCUGCUCAAGCAGGAGAAUGGAUUUAUGCUCCCUGUGGAUUUGAUUGCAUGCUAAACACUGACCUUUGCUGGCUUUACGGUUUUCUCCUACUUGUUCUGUGGCUGCUGAAUUUAUUUUGACUCCAGCGUGUGGCACAGAUUUGCGUUGCUUUUCCGUUCCAUGCAGAUGGUAUCUGUAGGAGGCUCAGCCCUGGGAGGGAGUGCUGGGAAUCGAGGCUGCUUGCCGGAGGGUCUGACUCUAUGGGAUAUGCAGAGCUGAGUCAGCGAGUGCGAACGGGAGCCUAACAGGAGUCUGAGAAUGAGACAGUGACCAAGCUGGGAGAAACAACAGAAAACCAGUGAGCGCUUCUGGAAAGCAGCUACCCCCUCUGAGAAACAUCUGAGGAACCAUAAAAUUGAGGGAUUGUUUCUGACGGGUCAGAUUGGUACCUGAUUGGAAAGACAGGAUUUGAGGAGUGGUAACGCAAGAGUGUGCUGCUGCAUCGGGCUCUGGCGAGUGCCUCCUCACAGACGCAUCUUCUUUCUCUGCAUUCCUCCCUUCUCGCUCCACCCCUCUGUCCAGCGUCUCCUCUUUUUUCUCUACCGAUUCCGUUUGUCCUUGGAACCAGAGUCCUGUCGAAGCCCAUCUACUCUCACCUGCUUCAGGAACAAGGCAAAAAGGAUCAUCUCACAUUUGGAUUCUGCUACCCCUGUUUUUUUCAACCUCUGGAUUUCUACUGUGUGUGUGUGUGUGUGUGUGUGAGAGGGAGAGAGAGAGAGAGAGAGAGAGAGCGUGCUUGUGUGUGUGUGUGUGAGAGAGAGAUUGCAUUUGCAGCAUUGAGUGUCUGUGUUUUUAAUGAGUGAUGGUUGUAUGUUGUCGGUGAGUAUUUGCAUCCGAUUGUGUGUUCUGGGAUUGAUUUUUUUUUUAAAAUAAAUCACCCCGAUGUUCAAUGCCAUGAGCCAUCCUUCUGUGAUCCUCCUGUGCCUGCUGAGCGCCCGACCCUGGGGUUGACCCUCUCUAAAUCCAGGGCAGGAUGAGCGAGACUUCUGGAGCUGUGACCACCUCCGGGGUGGUGAUCCUGGAGGAGCCUGAGGUUGGUGGUGCCUCUGGGGGACGUCAAGGCGGAGAGCGUGCUGGAGCUUUUAGGUGCGCCUUUUGGCCGAGACAGCAGACUUGGCUGUGUGUAGUUCCACUCCUGAUUGGCUUUGUGGGUCUUGGCCUUAGCCUCAUGCUGCUCAAAUGGAUUGUUGUGGGAUCUGUGCAGGACUAUGUACCCACAGACCUUGUAAAUGCUAAGGGUAUUGGCCAGGAUCCCAUUUUCCUAUCCAAGCCAAGCGCUUUGCCCAAGGGCCCAGACAGCAUCACUUCCUCCACCACCACUACCACCACUAUAUCCUCAACAAUCUCCACUAUUACUACACUGGUGAGGGGCAAAACUCGUACAGCAGCACCUCCAAAUGCCAACCCAAGGGAUGGCGGUUCCUCUGGCAGCCAAGUGACCCAGAAGACUACUACUGCAGCUUCUGCCUCCCCUGACCAGACAUCAACCUCCAGCCCGUCUUCAUCCAAACCAACUGUCCUUAAUGACUCGACCCGUGAGCACUCGACCACAGAGAGGCCAGUCAACACUCCAGCUCGGACUCACGUCAGCCGCAAGACACCGGCCCCGACCCUUCCACCUUUGAAAUCUGAGCACUUCAAGCCGUGUCAGGAGAAGGACUUGGCCUAUUGCCUCAACGAUGGCGAGUGUUUUGUUAUCGAGACCUUAAGUGGCCCUCACAAGCACUGCAGGUGUAAAGAAGGCUUCCAGGGCAUCCGCUGUGACCAGUUCCUGCCCAAAACAGACUCCAUUCUGUCUGAUCCAACAGAUCAUUUGGGCAUCGAGUUCAUGGAGAGCGAAGAGGUUUACAAGAGACAAGUGCUGUCAAUCACAUGCAUCACCAUGGGGAUCAGCUUUCUGGGCACACUCUGCAUGGCGCUGUACUGCCGGAACAAGAGACGCAGGGAAAAGCUCCAGGCGCAUCUGAAAGAGAGCCGAGGCCUGAAAAACUACAGUGUCAGCCAACCAUGCAAAGCUCACCCCGGCCUCCAGCUGCACAAUUACUGCAAAAGCACACAGUCUCCGCUACACGGAGGCACCGUCCAUCAAUCUGGGUUUUCCCAGACUUCGGCGAUGACUGCUUCUUAUACGAGGGGUUUGACAACAACACGACAUCACAGGAGCAGCUCGGUCUCAUGCAAUGCUGAUCAGAAGAACAGGUCGGCCCUUCGCCUGUCAGCACGCAGAACCCCACCCAUCACCGGAGGAAGACUCAAUCCUAUUGCAAACUCAAAGGAUUCUGGACCCGCCUACCAGCAUCUACAAGAAGCAGAAGGAUCUGAGAGGGAUAUUGAGCCAGCAAGAGUGAAUUGCACCCUGCAUCGGAAUACUUUCCAAAGUAUGCAAGCCUCUCAACCUUCUGAACCAUGGGUGCCCUCCAGGAACCCUUGCUCAAGCUCACCAGGAAAGAGAUCCUUUGCUCCAUAUCGGAUCCCAAUUAUCCCCUCUGUCCACUCGCAUCAAGAUGAGACUUUGUGUAUGCAAACGACUUCUGCAGAUGGAAUGAACCAGAGUUUACCAUAUCAAGGGGGUACAGGGGGUAGAGCGGACAACCCAUUAGCCACUCCUCUCUGUGACAGGGUGGGUGAAAAGUGGAAGGAAGGCACCCAUGUACCAGAGGAGGCCCAGGAAAAGCUCAGAGCCAACACCAACAUGAAGCAGGAUGACACCGUGUUCCCCAAUCCUCACAUGGUGAAAGAGACAGUUUGUGUUCUUCUCGCCAAUGGAACUGGACAUGGAGGAACGGCUCCUAGUGGACCAACAGAAACUCAGUUAGUGAAUCCCAGAGACAUGCACAAGGACUCAACCCAGCCUAGACAAUGAGAGGGUCUUCAUCGCACCUUGUGUCUCGAGAACAAGGCUGCAGAGUGUUCUGCUAAAAUCCAUGAAUGGAAGCCUAUGGAAUAGUGAGUGUCAAUUGAACACUCUGAUGGCUUGAGAAUUUUUUUUUCCUUUUUUUUUUUGAAAGAG
Neoarius graeffei (lesser salmon catfish) is the source of this 3106-nucleotide messenger RNA. Its product is annotated as pro-neuregulin-3, membrane-bound isoform. Bases 1070 to 2959 code for a protein of 629 amino acids. The transcript is spliced from 9 exons. The record is from RefSeq and is a predicted model, not a curated record. Lineage: Eukaryota; Metazoa; Chordata; Actinopteri; Siluriformes; Ariidae. Gene Ontology annotation, biological process: nervous system development; animal organ development; intracellular signal transduction. Gene Ontology annotation, molecular function: chemorepellent activity.